UGGCUCUAAAAUGGAUGGAAGAGCAAAAAGUGUUCUUCUUGCCUCCCCUUUUAUUUCUUUCCCUUUACCUUCUAUUCAAGCUCAACAAUAAGAAGAAGAACUCAGCAGAAGAACCAAAUCUACCACCAUCACCCCCUAAGCUUCCUAUUAUUGGAAACCUUCAUCAGCUAGGAACCCUCCCCCAUCGCUCUCUUGCAGCCCUCUCUCACAAAUAUGGGCCUCUCAUGCUCUUUCAUUUUGGUAGUGUCCCAUCUUUGGUGGUUUCUUCCCCAGACAUGGCUAAAGAGAUCACAAAAACCCAUGAUAUUGUGUUUGCAAAUAGGCCUACUUCAGCUUUGACAAAAAAGCUUCUUUAUAAUUGCACAGAUAUCAGCUUUUCACCCUACAGCGAGUAUUGGAGGCAGUUGCGAAAGAUCUGUGCUACCGAGCUAUUCAGUUCCAAGCGAGUCCGGUCAUUCAAGUUUGUUAGGGAGGAGGAGGUUGCUGUUAUGAUUGAGAAGAUAUCAGUAUUGUCUCAAGGUGGCAUGACUCCAGUUAAUAUAAGUGAUUUGCUACUCAUUUUCUCAAACAAUGUAAUCACUAGAGCUGCAUUGGGUACAAAGUACAAUAACAUUAGGCUUGGUCAUUUGGUAAGGGAGGCAAAUACUCUCCUUGGAGCCUUCAGUGUGAGAGAACACUUCCCAUUGUUGGGAUGGAUUGACACACUCAGUGGCUUAGAUAAAAGGGUCAACAAAAAUUAUCAAGAGAUGGAUGUGGUUUUGGAUCAAGUAAUUCAAGACCAUCUGAAUGCCAAAAAAGAAGAUGGCCAGACAAAUGUAAAGGACUUUGUGGAUGUCUUGCUUGAAGCCCAAAAAGAUUCAACACUUAGUAUCUCUCUUUCUCUAGACAAUAUCAAAGGAAUCAUCUUGGACAUGUUCUCUGCUGGAACUGAUACAACAGCAACUACUGUGGAGUGGGCAAUAGUGGAGCUUGUCAGAAAUCCUAGGGUAAUGAAAAAAGCCCAAGAAGAGAUAAGAAGUGUUGUGGGAAGUAAAUCCAAGAUUGAAGAAGAUGAUAUUCUUCAAAUGGAUUAUUUGAAGUGUAUUAUUAAGGAGAUUAUGAGACUACAUCAUGCUGUUCCUUUUUUGUUACCAAGAGAAUCAAGUGAAGGUGUCCAUAUAAAAGGUUAUUACAUCCCUCCUAAAACAAGAGUUCUUAUCAAUGCAUGGGCAAUUCAAAUGGAUCCCAAUAUAUGGGAUAAUCCAGAUGAGUUUAUUCCAGAAAGAUUUAUAAACAAUCCAGUAGAUCUCCAAGGGCAGGAUUUUCAAUACCUUCCUUUUGGGGCUGGGAGAAGAAUUUGCCCUGGAAUGUCCUUUGGUUUGGCUUCUUCUGAAUUGGUUCUUGCUAAUCUUUUGUAUUGGUUCAACUGGGAGUUUCCAAGGGGUGAGAAGGACAUAGACAUGACUGAAGAAUUUGGACUUGCACUUCAUAAAAAGAAUCCUGUAAAUCUUCUUCCUCAAAAGCGCUUCUCUUAUUGA
Molecule: messenger RNA, 1517 nt
Organism: Telopea speciosissima
Lineage: Eukaryota; Viridiplantae; Streptophyta; Magnoliopsida; Proteales; Proteaceae
Product: cytochrome P450 71A1-like
Exons: 2
Coding region: 15-1517 (500 amino acids)
Molecular function (GO): iron ion binding; heme binding; monooxygenase activity
Source: RefSeq, a predicted model, not a curated record